GCCGCGCGCCGGCCGUCUGCACGCCCGCCACCCGUUACCCUGGCAACCGCUGGGCCGCGUCUUCCUGAGGGAGCUCCUGUCAGUCCGCUGAUCCUAACGCCUGCUCCCUACUGCCCCAAGGUUUUCGCGUGGGAUCAGAGACUGAGGGACAACAAAAAUGGCGGAGCGGAGCCAGACGGUGCCUGAGGCAGGCAGUGACAUGGGAAAUGAUGAUGCCAUUGGAGGGAAUGUGAGCAAAUAUCUAGUGCUUCCAGCUGGAUACUGUGGACCACCCAAGAAAGGACAUCUCAUCUUUGAUGCUUGCUUUGAAAGUGGUAACCUUGGCCGGGUGGACCAGGUGUCUGAGUUUGAGUAUGAUCUGUUCAUUAGGCCCGAUACCUGUAAUCCACGCUUCCGAGUCUGGUUCAACUUUACUGUUGAAAAUGUGAAAGAAUUACAGAGGGUUAUCUUCAACAUUGUUAACUUCAGUAAAACCAAGAGUCUUUACAGAGAUGGGAUGGCCCCUAUGGUGAAAUCCACAAGCAGACCAAAAUGGCAAAGACUGCCACCUAAAAAUGUUUACUACUACCGCUGCCCAGAUCACAGGAAGAAUUAUGUGAUGUCCUUUGCCUUUUGUUUUGACCGAGAAGAAGAUAUUUACCAGUUUGCUUACUGCUAUCCAUAUACCUAUACCCGCUUCCAGCAUUACCUUGACAGCCUGCAAAAGAGAAACAUGGAUUACUUCUUUAGGGAGCAACUGGGUCAGAGCGUGCAACAGCGGCAGCUUGAUCUCCUGACAAUAACCAGCCCUGAAAAUCUCCGGGAAGGGGCAGAGCAGAAGGUGGUAUUCAUCACAGGACGAGUCCACCCAGGGGAGACACCUUCUUCAUUUGUGUGCCAAGGGAUCAUUGACUUCCUUGUGAGCCAGCACCCCAUUGCCCGAGUCCUGCGGGAGCACCUGGUCUUCAAGAUCGCACCUAUGCUCAACCCUGAUGGCGUCUACCUGGGGAAUUACAGGUGUUCUCUGAUGGGAUUUGACCUGAAUCGUCACUGGCUGGACCCCUCACCCUGGGCCCACCCUACCCUACAUGGCGUGAAACAGCUCAUCGUCCAGAUGUACAACGACCCGAAAACGAGCCUGGAGUUUUAUAUUGACAUCCACGCCCACUCCACCAUGAUGAAUGGCUUCAUGUACGGCAACAUCUUUGAGGAUGAGGAACGGUUCCAGAGGCAGGCCAUCUUCCCCAAGCUCCUGUGCCAGAAUGCAGAGGACUUCUCCUACUCCAGCACAUCCUUUAACCGGGAUGCUGUGAAAGCGGGAACUGGCCGUCGCUUCCUCGGUGGACUCCUGGACCACACUUCCUAUUGCUAUACCCUGGAGGUCUCCUUCUACAGCUACAUCAUUGGGGGCACCACGGCUGCUGUGCCCUACACUGAAGAAGCCUAUAUGAAGCUGGGGCGGAAUGUGGCAAGGACAUUUUUGGAUUAUUAUCGGCUGAACCCCAUGGUUGAAAAGGUGGCGAUUCCCAUGCCGAGGCUGAGGAAAGAAAAACCCCCUCCCUACAAGCACGCACUCCUGCGGGGCCCGGCCGGCAACUACCCCAACGGCAAAGGGGACAAGAGGAGAUCAGUGAACCACAAAGACCCUUCAAACUCUUUUUAAAGACACGGAGUCCUGGGAGGGCUUGUGGGAGGAGGCGCAUGCAUUUUCUGCCAGGGCAUGAAAUUAAUCACCCUUCUCUAGUUUCCAAGACAAGGGUUUGUGGGAUAAUGCAUAGGUUAAUGAAAGGGAAAGAGAAAAAUGAGAAAUUUUAUCGUCGAUUUUCCCUUUUACCAAUGCAAAAAUCAAUUGUUCGCCUUCAGCUCAAGGCUCAGGAACAAAAUAGGAGGCUGGAACCAGGCGAGCACAGAUCUUACUUUUCACAACGUAGAAAUCCUCUAAGAUGAGGAAAACCCACACAUCUCUUUUAAGAGGUUUGAUACAUCUCAGGUCAGUUCUUUCAAAGCCCCUUUACCUUUUUAAGUUGUAUAGUUACUGCAGAUGAUUAUCUUUUAAGAUAGGCUGUGGUUGUUCACAGAUUUAGAAAUGCAAUGUCCAUAUUUUCUGAUCCAAACAAUGACAACACAUGCAACCCUAAGGCCACUGUACUGUUAGGAAAAAUGGGACUGAAUUUUUGAAAUCACAAUGGUCUCAGAAAUAUGGUCACUGUAUCUAUAAGCUGCCUGCUUCCUGAUUCCCCCAAAGGCAGUGUGCAACUUCAGAAAACUGUUCUGAGAGCUAUUUCUCAGUUUCUUGGGUAGUUUAAUUGAAAUUUUAGCUUCAAAGACAAUAAGUUUUGGUCAUUCAUUUCAAAAGUUUUAUCAUGGCUAUAGUCUCCAGAUGAUAGGGAUCAAACCUGGCCCCUGAAGACAUAGGCAUGGAAAAUUUCCCAUGAGAAAAGGAUGGGUGCCAGGUAGGGGGGCUGCAAAAAACAGAAGGAUGCACCCUGAGCUGGGUAGGAAUGAUGAAAUAAAACCAUGGCAGUAGCAAUUCCCAAGGUGGGGCAAGCUAAACAUUUUGUACAUUUUGUUGUACAUUUUUCUGAAGAGUAAAGUGCCUUUAGAUGAUGAAUGGGUCCAGGGGAGCCUGCUCCCUUCCUGUCUGUGGAAGCAGCAGGCUGAGUGGCCAUGACAGCCUGCUAAUUAAAACGACCUCCGGGAGGUGAGGAUCAGGAGAUAGGGAGAGGAAAGGGGACUCCAGGGAGAUAGGGCCUUUAGCACAAGGCUCCAGUUAAGCAGUUUUGUUUUGUUUUUUUCUUUUUUGGCUUGGGUUGGGUUGAAGAUUUAUUUUUGAAAUUUGUUGCAAAAAUCAAGAGCAAAACUUGUUCUCCUUUUGUCAUAAAUGAUAACAAAGAACCAUAUGUUAGUUGUUUACAAAUGUUGUAUUGUAUGCACAGCUUCUCCCUGGGAUCCUGUUGCCUAGAGGAACACAAAUAAAGUGGUUUG
Messenger RNA from Nycticebus coucang (slow loris), 2964 nucleotides. RefSeq names its product AGBL carboxypeptidase 4 (gene AGBL4). The record is from RefSeq and is a predicted model, not a curated record. NCBI's taxonomy places the organism in Eukaryota, Metazoa, Chordata, Mammalia, Primates, Lorisidae. The transcript has 13 exons. Bases 158 to 1642 code for a protein of 494 amino acids. Gene Ontology annotation, molecular function: zinc ion binding; metallocarboxypeptidase activity. Gene Ontology annotation, biological process: proteolysis.